This is a messenger RNA of Bactrocera oleae (olive fruit fly), 15357 nucleotides long. The record is from RefSeq and is a predicted model, not a curated record. NCBI's taxonomy places the organism in Eukaryota, Metazoa, Arthropoda, Insecta, Diptera, Tephritidae.
GCUCAGCUGGCUUCGCUCGGCUAGCAGCCUGCUCAUACGCUUCAUUGUGUCGAUUGCGUUGCUCGUGACAGGACGAUUCCGGAAAUAAAGACGGCAAAGCGCACGGUAGUGUAUCCAACAGAAAAAAAUUGUAGCAAAUAGUGGGAGUGUGAGUUGAAUUGGGAGCAUUUUAACCCUAUAUAUGUAAUUAAAAAAUGUAAAUAAUAGCAAAUUUUCUAAGUGUAUAAGUGAAAUAUUUGUAAAAAAUUGAUAAAAAAAAGUGUUUUAAAGCGAAAAAAUUGCAAUUGAAAAUUUAGAUUCUAAGCGAGUCAAGGCAUGAAAAUUCGCUUAUAGCCAAGUUGCCAUUUUUUGUGUGUGUACCUAGUAUACGACGGAAGGAAAACUUCAGUUCUGCACCAGCGCGUGUAUGUGUGCGUAAGCAAACGCGUAAAGUGUAUUGUGUAUAUGUGUACAACAAAUAUGUAUUAGUGGUGGUAGUACACUAAGGAUAUAGAAGAAAAAAUUCUCUAUUGUAUUCAAAAGGAAAUUAAAUACAUACUUACAUACAUGCAAACAAUUUCUUUUUGGCGAAAGUUUUCCAACAUUUUGGAAGCGUGCUUUGUGAAAUACAAAGAUUUUACAAUGAAAUAAUAAUAAAAAUACACAGCAUAUAAGUUUUUGCUACACACGAUCUUCUCCCCAGUGGAUUAAAACGCAAAAAUCAAUAAUUCGGAUUAGCCGCCUGUGUGACGAUACAAACUGAAAAGACUUCCUGAAAAUGUAUUAGAACCGAGUAAUUAAACUCAAAACAGUGUUUAGUGAAACUGAUCGACGAGUGCAAUCGACAGUGCAAAAAUUUGUGUAAAAAACUAGUAAAGUUCGAAGCAGCGAAAGAAAUACAAAACGCGUGCCACAAUGGUGGCGCGUUGCUCUUCCGAGCUGCAGCAGCAGCGGGGGCAUUCGCAUAACAGAACAACACGCGAUUUCGAUACAAUGCCCCGAAUAAACCCGCGUACUUCGUCCAAUCGCUCAAAAAAUAUCGAAUCGCAUUUCUUCCAUACGCCACCUUCAUUACCUCGCUUCUUCAUGUUGGCCAUCAUUAUCAGCGCGCUGCUCAUGCAUAUUUCUAAUACGGAAGCGCAUAUGACCGCAACUGCCAACGGCGAAGGCAUGUCGCAUGCGGUUGGUAUUUCGGCAGCAAAUGCUGCGCGCAUGUUAGCUGGUAGCGGUGGCACAGCCGGCAGUGAGUACUCCCUUGUACUGCCACAUGAUACCUAUCCCGGAUUUAGUAUUAAGCGAUUCAAAACAAUGCCAGUGAAUGAUUCGAACUCAGCGAUGGCAAAAACUUCCUCGUCGGUAUCGACAUCUGUUGGAGCUUAUCAUAUGCUUGCCGGUGAUUACUCCAAAUAUUUUACAGUACUUGACGAUGGUGUGGUUAUGACUACAUCAGAUAUUUCCCCACUAGUUAAUCGUCCGGUGAAUCUCGUUGUGGUCGAGGAGACACCUAACGCCACCAAUACACAUAAUCUGCAGUUGUUUGUUAUGCAUCGCAGUGAUAUGUUGCGAUUCCCCGGCACUAUGCUAGAUGCAAGUGGGGAGGUGCGUGAGAAUCGCCCCACAGGCACACGUGUACGCGGCAUACCAUUAAUGCAAGCGCUAAGUGGAGAUGCAGCUGUUGAAAAUAAUACCGGUGCUUCUAAGAAGGUGCGUUACACCAUCAUUGACGGCAAUGAUGAUGAGGCAUUUGCACUGCAGACGCGUAAAUCUACUAAAGAAAGCGAUAUGAAUGUAGAAUCCAUUACGGUCGAUAGUGAUGGUGAAACCGGUGUGUGGUUGGUCACCAAUCGACCAUUGGAUCGUGAAACGAAAGCGCACUAUGACUUAUCGGUACAGGCCUCAGACAUAGAUGAACUCGAUAAAAUCAUCUCGAAAAUUCAGGUGACUGUAUUGGACGAAAAUGAUAACCACCCUAUAUUUAAAUCCACCGAAUACAAAUUCGCUAUUGCUGGUCAGAAGAGCCCUAGCUUGGAGGGCAACGCAACAACCACUUGGAAACGGUUCAGUAUACUGGGUAAGGUCGAAGCAACUGACGCGGAUGGAGAUAAGAUUGCCUAUAGGCUAAGUGCGCCUAGUAAUAUUGUCAUCAUUGUGCCCCAAACUGGCGAAAUAAUGUUAGCUGAUCAACCUCAAACUUCCGAAUUGCUGAUCGAAGUAGAAGCACACGACUUACGCUAUCCCAGUUUGAUGAGCAAGCAAUCAGCUAAAGUAUUGCUUGAGUUUCUAGCGCCAGAACCGGUUUCUUUCAUAAUGCAGCACUUGGAGCACGAUGCUAUCAAUGAGCACUCACAUCAUCGCGAGAAACGUCGGGUAACGCGCGCGGUACGCCCGACUAAACGCAUCGAGUUUACUGAAGCCGAUGGCGAUACCGAAGGCAAAUCCGUCUUCCAGUUGGAGAAAGAGACCGAUAAGGAAACUUUCAAAAUACGCGACGACAAUCCGUGGGUGACUGUCGAAACAAAUGGCGCGGUGCGUGUGAAAAAGAAGUGGGACUAUGAAGAGCUGGGUCCAGAGAAAACUAUCGAUUUUUGGGUGAUCAUCACCAACACUGGACAACAUGUCUCCGACCUCAAGUACACCGACAAUCAGCGCGUCAUCAUCCACGUGAAGGAUGUCAAUGAUGAACCACCAUAUUUUAUUAAUCGUCCGUUGCCAAUGCAAGCUGUCGUACAACUUAAUGCUCCGCCCAAUACACCAGUUUUUACAUUACAAGCGCGUGAUCCGGACACCGAUCAUAACAUACAUUAUUUCAUUGUACGUGAUCGUACCGGUGGACGUUUCGAAGUGGAUGAACGUUCGGGUGUCGUACGCACCCGUGGCACUGAUCUUUUCCAAUUGGAUAUGGAAUAUGUUUUAUAUGUGAAAGCUGAGGAUCAAAAUGGGAAAGUGGAUGAUCGCCGUUUCCAGAGCACACCCGAGGAGCGUCUUUCUAUUGUCGGUGGUAAACGGGCACCACAAUUCUACAUGCCCAGCUAUGAAGCAGAGAUACCGGAAAAUCAGAAGAAGGAUUCUGACAUCAUCUCGGUGAAAGCGAAAUCUUUUGCGGAUCGAGAAAUACGCUACACAUUAAAGGCGCAAGGACAGGGUGCUGGUACAUUCAACAUUGGCCCGUCCUCGGGUAUUGUUAAGUUGGCAAAGGAAUUGGAUUUCGAGGAUUUACGACAGCCACACGUCUACUCGCUGAUAGUUACCGCCACCGAGGACUCGGGUGGUUUCUCCACAUCCGUUGAGUUAACUAUUCGCGUAACGGAUGUUAACGACAAUGCGCCGAAGUUCGAGUUGCCUGAUUACCAAGCGCACAACGUCGACGAAGACAUACCGCUCGGAACUAGUAUUCUACGUGUCAAAGCAAUGGACUCUGACUCGGGUGCAAAUGCCGAAAUUGAAUAUCUAGUUUCGGAUGAUCACUUUGCGGUCGAUUCGAACGGCAUUAUUGUCAAUAAUAAACAACUCGAUGCCGACAACAACAAUGCCUAUUAUGAAUUCAUUGUGACAGCAAAAGAUAAAGGUGAACCUUCGAAAUCUGGCACUGCCACUGUACGUGUCUACACGAAAAAUAAGAACGACGAGGAGCCAAAGUUCUCACAGCAAGUCUAUACACCGAAUGUGGAUGAAAAUGCCGGACCUAACACACUUGUCACCACUGUGGUGGCAUCCGAUAAGGAUGGUGAUAAUGUACGCUUCGGAUUUGUCGGUGGUGGCACAUCGUCUGGACAAUUUGUUAUCGAGGACAUAACCGGUGUGAUACGCUUACAUAAUAAGGCCAUAUCAUUGGAUCGCGACAAGUAUGAAUUGAAUGUGACAGCCAUGGAUGAUGGUUCGUGUUGUGUUAAUGGUGAUCAUACCAUACACACCUCCACCGCUGUCGUGGUAGUCUUUAUUACCGACGUGAAUGACAAUAAGCCCGUGUUUAAAGAUUGCGGCACCUAUUAUCCAAAAGUGGAAGAGGGUGCACCCAAUGGCAGUCCUGUGAUAAAAGUGGUCGCCACCGAUGAGGACAAAGGCGUGAAUGGACAGGUCAAGUACUCAAUCGUACAACAGCCGAAUCAAAAAGGCACGAAAUUCACAGUCGACGAAGAAACCGGUGAAGUAUCAACCAACAAAGUGUUCGAUCGUGAAGGUGACGAUGGUAAAUUUGUGUCAGUGACUGUCAAAGCAACGGAUCAGGGAGAGCCCAGCUUGGAAGGUGUUUGCUCGUUUACAGUGGAAAUCACUGAUGUUAACGACAACCCACCAUUAUUUGAUCGACAGAAAUAUGUGGAAAAUGUGAAACAAGAUGCCAGUAUUGGCACCAAUAUUUUACGUGUCUCCGCCUCAGAUGAGGACGCCGAUAACAAUGGCGCCAUUGUUUACAGCUUGAGUGCGCCAUUUAAUCCCAACGACUUGGAAUACUUUGACAUACAAGCGGAAUCGGGUUGGAUCGUGCUGAAGAAGCCCCUUGACGGUUGCUAUCCACGUGAAACAUAUAAAUUAGAGGCAAUGGCGCAGGACAAAGGCUACCCGCCGCUGUCGCGUACCGUCGAGGUGCAAAUCGACGUAGUCGAUCGUGCCAAUAAUCCGCCCGUAUGGGACAAUACGGUGUAUGGGCCGAUUUACGUCAAGGAAAAUAUGCCAGUCGGUGGGAAAGUCGUCUCGAUCAAAGCCAGUUCGGGUAUUGAAGGCAAUCCGACUGUGUUUUAUCGCCUAAUGCCUGGGUCUACCGCACAGACCAACAAAUUUCAUACGUUUUAUUUGCAACAAAGACCGGAUAAUGGGGAUACAUGGGCUGAUAUAAAGGUGAAUCAUCCCUUGGAUUAUGAAAGUAUAAAGGAGUAUAAUUUGACGAUACGUGUGGAGAACAAUGGCGCCCAACAAUUGGCAUCCGAGGCGACCGUCUACAUUAUGCUCGAGGAUGUAAACGACGAGAUACCAUUGUUUACGGAGCGUGAACAGGAGACCGUAUUGGAAGGUGAACCCAUUGGCACGAAAGUGACGCAAGUGAAUGCCAUUGACAAGGAUGGCACAUUUCCAAAUAAUCAGGUCUAUUACUACAUUGUCGACUCACCACGAAACGAAGGCAAAGAAUUCUUCGAAAUAAACUUGCAGAGUGGCGAAAUCUUCACCAAAACCGUGUUUGACAGGGAGAAGAAAGGCGCCUAUGCGCUGGAAGUGGAAGCACGUGAUGGCGCGCCCUCAGCGCGACCCAACAGCAAUGGACAACCCAAUUCAGUGACGAAAUUUAUACGCAUUGGCAUCGCCGAUAAGAACGACAACCCGCCCUAUUUCGACAAGUCGCUCUACGAAGCAGAGGUGGAUGAGAACGAAGAUAUCCAACACACUGUGCUGACCGUUACAGCUAAAGAUCACGACGAAUCAUCGCGUAUACGUUAUGAAAUUACGAGUGGAAACAUUGGUGGAGCUUUUGCUGUGAAAAAUAUGACUGGAGCCAUUUAUGUGGCCGGUGCAUUGGAUUACGAAACUCGCCGAAGGUAUGAGCUGCGUUUAGCCGCUUCCGAUAACUUGAAGGAAAACUAUACGACCGUCAUAAUUCAUGUUAAGGAUGUCAACGAUAAUCCACCAGUUUUUGAACGUCCCACCUAUCGCACGCAAAUCACCGAAGAAGAUGACCGCAAUUUGCCGAAACGUGUGCUUCAGGUCACCGCCACCGAUGGAGAUAAGGAUCGCCCUCAAAAUAUUGUUUACUUUUUGACAGGUCAAGGCAUCGAUCCGGAUAAUCCUGCCAAUAGUAAAUUCGAUAUAAAUCGCACCACGGGAGAAAUAUUCGUGCUUAAGCCACUUGAUCGUGAUCAACCGAACGGGCGUCCGCAAUGGCGUUUCACAGUUUUCGCGCAAGACGAAGGUGGUGAGGGUCUUGUCGGUUAUGCUGAUGUGCAAGUGAAUUUGAAAGACAUCAACGAUAAUGCACCGAUCUUCCCACAAGGCGUCUACUUUGGCAAUGUGACAGAGAACGGUACUGCCGGUAUGGUGGUGAUGACCAUGACAGCGGUUGAUUACGAUGAUCCAAAUGAGGGAUCUAAUGCAAAGCUCGUAUACUCCAUUGAGAAGAAUGUGAUUGAAGAGGAAACGGGUUCGCCUAUUUUCGAAAUAGAACCUGACACCGGUGUUAUAAAAACUGCAGUCUGUUGUUUGGAUCGUGAGCGCACCCCGGAUUAUUCUAUACAAGUGGUUGCCAUGGACGGCGGGGGGUUAAAGGGCACGGGGACGGCUUCUAUACGUGUGAAAGAUAUCAACGAUAUGCCGCCGCAAUUUACAAAAGACGAAUGGUUUACAGAGGUGGACGAAACGGAUGGCACAACAUUGCCCGAAAUGCCUAUACUUACAGUGACGGUACAUGAUGAGGAUGAAACAAACAAGUUCCAGUACAAAGUUAUCGAUAACAGUGGUUAUGGCGCUGAUAAGUUCACUAUGGUGCGAAACAAUGAUGGUACAGGCUCACUAAAAAUUGUACAACCACUAGAUUAUGAAGACCAGUUACAAAGCAAUGGAUUCCGCUUUCGCAUUCAAGUUAAUGACAAGGGUGAGGACAACGACAACGAUAAAUACCAUGUUGCCUACUCUUGGGUUGUGGUAAAGCUACGUGAUAUAAACGAUAACAAGCCGCACUUUGAACGUGCUAAUGUGGAAGUGUCUGUGUUUGAAGACACUAAAGUUGGCACGGAAUUGGAGAAAUUCAAAGCGACAGAUCCCGAUCAAGGCGGUAAAAGCAAAGUUUCAUAUUCAAUCGAUCGCUCCUCAGAUCGGCAGCGACAAUUCGCUAUCAAUCAAAAUGGUUCGGUGACAAUACAACGUUCAUUGGAUCGGGAAGUUGUGCCACGACACCAAGUAAAAAUUUUGGCAAUUGAUGACGGUUCACCACCAAAAACCGCAACUGCUACACUGACAGUAAUUGUGCAGGAUAUUAAUGAUAAUGCACCGAAAUUCUUAAAAGAUUAUCGGCCUGUGUUGCCAGAGCAUGUGCCUCCAAGAAAGGUGGUUGAAAUAUUGGCUACAGACGAUGAUGAUCGUUCAAAAAGCAAUGGACCUCCAUUCCAAUUUAGACUGGAUCCCAGCGCUGAUGACAUAAUACGCGCGUCUUUCAAAGUGGAACAAGAUCAGAAGGGCGCUAAUGGCGAUGGCAUGGCUGUAAUCUCCUCUCUCCGCUCUUUCGAUCGUGAGCAACAGAAAGAGUACAUGAUUCCGAUUGUGAUUAAGGACCACGGCUCACCUGCGAUGACCGGCACCAGCACACUAACUGUCAUCAUUGGAGACGUAAAUGACAAUAAAAUGCAACCCGGAUCCAAAGAUAUUUUUGUUUACAAUUAUCAAGGUCAGUCACCGGAUACACAAAUUGGACGCGUGUAUGUGUAUGAUCUGGAUGAUUGGGACUUGCCAGACAAGAAAUUCUAUUGGGAUCCGCAAGAACAUCCACGAUUCAAAUUGGACGAGGAUUCAGGCAUGGUAACGAUGCGUGCCGGUACACGCGAAGGACGUUAUCAUUUGCGCUUUAAGGUAUACGAUCGCAAACACACCCAAACCGAUGUGCCCGCCAAUAUUACGGUGACAGUCCGCGAGAUCUCUCACGAAGCGGUAAUCAAUUCAGGUUCUAUACGCGUCUCCGGUAUAACAGAUGAGGAUUUCAUAAGAGUCUGGAAUUAUCGCACACAGAGUUUGAGUCGCUCAAAAUUGGAUCGUUUCCGAGACAAAUUGGCGGAUCUGCUGAAUGCGGAUCGUGAGAACGUAGAUAUAUUUAGUGUGCAACUGAAGCGUCGGCAUCCACCACUCACCGAUAUACGUUUCUCUGCGCAUGGCUCGCCCUACUACAAACCGGUACGUCUCAAUGGUAUUGUGCUCAUGAAUCGAGAGGAGAUUGAGAAAGAUGUGGGAUUCAAUAUCACCAUGGUUGGAAUUGAUGAAUGUUUGUAUGAGAAUCAGAUGUGCGAAGGCUCCUGCACAAAUACAUUGGAUAUCAGCUCUCUGCCUUAUAUGGUGAAUGCGAAUAAGACCGCAUUGGUGGGUGUGCGCGUAGAUACGCUUGCUGAGUGCACUUGUGGCGCUCGCAACUUUUCGAAACCUGAGUCGUGUCGUAACACACCUUGCUACAAUGGUGGACGUUGUGUAGAUACACGGUUUGGUCCGCACUGUUCCUGCCCGGCAGGCUAUAAUGGUCCACGCUGCCAACAAACAACUCGCAGCUUCCGAGGCAAUGGUUGGGCGUGGUACCCACCACUAGAAAUGUGUGAUGAAUCACAUUUGAGUUUAGAGUUCAUAACUAGAAAACCGGAUGGUCUUUUCAUCUACAAUGGACCGAUCGUUCCACCAGAACGCGAAGAAAUGAUUAUUACUGAUUACAUAGCGCUCGAAUUAGAACGUGGUUAUCCACGUUUACUUAUGGAUUUCGGUUCCGGUACGUUAGAACUGCGCGUCAAAACAAAAAAGUCGCUUGAUGACGGUGAAUGGCAUCGUAUCGAUAUAUUUUGGGAUACAGAGAGUGUACGCAUGGUUAUAGACUUCUGUAAAUCUGCAAACAUUAGUGAAAUGGAAGAUGGCUCACCACCCGAAUUUGAUGACAUGUCCUGUCAGGCGCGUGGACAAAUACCUCCGUUCAAUGAAUACCUCAAUGUUAAUGGACCCCUUCAGGUGGGUGGCAUCUACCGCGACCUCUUCGAUCCGUCACUUUAUUUCUGGCAUUAUGCGCCCAACGCCAAAGCUUUCGAUGGCUGCAUACGUAAUUUGAUAUUUAAUUCUAAGCUCUAUGACCUGGCGCAUCCAGGACUUUCACGCAAUAGUGUAACUGGUUGUCAACAAACUGAAGAAGUUUGCUCUCAAUCAGAGCAAACAGCACGCUGCUGGGAACACGGCAACUGUGUUGGCUCUCUUUCAGAAGCACGUUGCCAGUGCCGCCCCGGCUGGACGGGACCUGCUUGCAAUAUACCCACCAUACCGACCACCUUCAAGCAACAGAGCUACGUUAAGUAUGCACUCAGCUUUGAGCCAGAUCGAUUUAGUACACAAAUACAAUUACGUUUCCGUACACGUGAGCAACACGGCGAACUGUUUCGUGUUUCGGACCAACAUAACCGCGAAUAUGGAAUUUUAGAAAUUAAGGAUGCGCGUCUACACUUCCGCUACAAUCUCAAUUCACUGCGUACGGAGGAGAAAGAUUUAUGUUUGAACGCAGUCGCGGUCGACGAUGGUCAAUGGCAUGUGGUACGCAUUAAUCGUUAUGGUUCGGCAGCUACCCUGGAGCUAGAUGGUGGCGAAGGACGACGUUACAAUGAGACAUUCGAAUUUGUGGGUCAUCAAUGGCUACUGGUCGACAAGCAGGAGGGUGUAUAUGCUGGAGGUAAAGCUGAAUAUACGGGCGUGCGUACAUUUGAGGUGUAUGCGGAUUACCAAAAGAGCUGCCUGGACGACAUUAGGCUUGAAGGCAAACAUUUACCCUUACCACCCGCUAUGAAUGGCACGCAAUGGGGUCAAGCCACUAUGGCGCGUAAUCUGGAAAAGAACUGUCCCUCCAAUAAACCUUGUUCAAAUGUCAUAUGCCCAGAGCCGUUCGAAUGUGUGGAUCUGUGGAACGAAUAUGAGUGCACUUGCGGUGAAGGACGCGUCAUGUCGCCAGACGCCAAAGGCUGCAUGGAUCGCAACGAAUGUCUGGACUUGCCAUGUCUGAAUGGUGCCACUUGCAUCAAUUUGGACCCACGUCUGCGUUACCGUUGCAUCUGUCCGGAUGGCUUUUGGGGCGAGAAUUGCGAAUUGGUGCAAGAGGGGCAAACGCUGAAGUUGAGCAUGGGCGCACUGGCAGCCAUAUUGGUUUGCCUGCUGGUCAUACUGAUUCUCGUGCUUGUGUUCGUUGUUUAUAAUCGCCGUCGUGAGGCGCAUAUUAAAUACCCUGGUCCGGAUGAUGACGUGCGAGAGAAUAUUAUCAACUAUGAUGACGAGGGUGGCGGCGAGGACGACAUGACUGCAUUCGAUAUUACACCGCUACAAAUACCAAUCGGCGGGCCAAUGCCACCCGAGCUGGCGGCCAUGAAAAUGCCAAUAAUGUAUCCGGUGAUGACGCUAAUGCCCGGCCAGGAGCCAAACGUGGGCAUGUUCAUUGAGGAGCACAAAAAGCGUGCCGAUGGUGACCCAAAUGCACCGCCUUUCGAUGACUUACGCAACUACGCUUAUGAAGGUGGCGGCAGCACAGCCGGUUCGCUGAGUUCGCUGGCCUCUGGCACUGAUGAUGAGGCGCACGAGUAUGAUUACUUGGGCUCGUGGGGGCCACGCUUCGGCAAACUGGCCAACAUGUACGGCGAUGAAGUGAACGCUGCAGCUGCACACCCCGAAUUAGGAUUGUAAAAACAUAGAGGACAAAAACGGAAAAAUGCUCUAUAAGUACUGCAAAAGCAGCGAAAUACACAUAAGAAUAAGGAAACCCAAACAAAAAUAAUGAUGAAGAUGAAAAUGCAAAUGUAAACGAAAACGAAUAUAAGGACAAAGAAGAAAUAUAUAAUGAGGGAAAGAUUUGAAUGGAAACUAAAUUAAAUUAAAUAUAAAAUAGUGUAGUGCAACCAAAGAUACUUGUAGAAGUGAGAAUAGAAAUCUGAUGUAGAGGUGAUUGAAUGGAGCUCGCGAAACGAAAACCAACAAAUUAUGGAAAGUUAAAUUAGCGACGACAAAAAUGUCAUUUGUAAAAAAAAUACUCAUCCCCAUACUAAUUUUAUAUAAGACUAUUACUGUACGCUAAAUUUAGGCAGAGAGAAAGUUAGGGAAGGUAAACUAAAGGCAAACAGAUUUGCAGACUAGCAAGGUUCUUUCAUAAGGGGCAGGCAAGCCAAGUCGCAAUACUAAACUGUUAAAUUAAACUUGCGGGCACGAAAUAUAAAUGUUAAUGAAACCAAAGUAUUUAAAUGUAAGGAGGUAAGAAAAUAACACAUACAUACAUACAAAACACAUAUGGAAACAGUAGACGAAAAAAUAACACAUGAACAUAAUAUACUCAUCAUAGUUUUAUAAGUACUGUACAUUUCCUUUUUGAUAUUAUUUAUUACUAUUAUAAUACAACUAUUUAAGGCGUAUACUUAAAAUUUAGAUUUAAUUAAAAGUUACACAGUGUACGUGGGUGCAGAGCAAGCAAUUAUGCAACACGGGGGAGUCAAGAAUAGUUGCAAAUUGUAACCUUAACGCUUCAAAAGUAGAAGCUAAAAGAAAUGGAAGUUAUAUGUAUAAGAAAUUGCUAUAGUCAAAUAAGUAAUGUUGCACGCAUACAUAUUUAGUAAUUAUAGCAUUUUUUAACAACAAAUCACAACUAAAAGAUCAAUUCAUCGCAACGACAAGCAGUUAUAGGCCGGAAUUGAGUUAAAUUUUGCAAUGGAUGUUAAAACAUAUAUACAAGUUAUUGUAUGUAUAUUUAUAUAUUUGAAAGUGAUUGUUGAGAGUACAUUGAUAAAGAAAUUGAAUCUUGUUGAAAUAUCUCAAUUUUAGAGAAAUUAAAUAUUUCGUUAGACCAAAACCAUAUUUUGAGAGUAAGUAUGGACACACUCGAGAAGUAUAUACUACGAAUUAAUUUUGCAUAACUUUCAUUAUGUUUGCUGAGAGUGAAGUUCAAGCUUUUCAAUUUCUAAUGAAGUCAAAUCUUGAGUAUCAGACUUAAUUAAAUUCUAUUCCUUGUCUCUGAAAAAUGAAUACUACCAACCAAAAGCCUCUCAGGCAGACUUGACAUUAAGUUGACUCAAGUUUUUAUACUAAUUCCACUAUAGCAAAUAGUCCUUUAUAUAUAGCUGUAUUUAAUGUUUUGAUAUUUUAUUCACCAAAUCGUUUCUUUGCUGCUGGUAUAAAACACAUAAAUUGGCAUAAUUUGUUGUAAUUUAUGCUAGCUUGAGAAAGCUUGAAAAUUGUAUUCAGUAGUAAAAUUUUCGAUAGGGGAAUAGCGAAUCGAACAAACAACUGAUAUAAUAUCAACAUAUAUAGUGGCUUAAUGCAAUAGUGUUUGUUCCUGUUGAGGAUGUUACUACGCUACGUCUGAUUUUCACUAGUAAACUCUUUCACGAGAGACCGUACAGAAUAGCGUAUUACAAAAUAUUUUUACUUUUUAAUUUCUACGUUUAACUCGAAAUCCGGAUUAUCUCGUUCAAACCGGGACGAAUGGUCAGAUAAGGUUUUACCUCAUAAAUAUGUCCGAAAACUGUUUUGGAUUGAAUUAUUUUCGCUACUAAAUUUUUCAAGAGAGCAGCACUUAAAAAUAGUAAAUACCGUACAGGGUAAUUGAAGGCGGCUAAACUUUUCUAACGACUACUGUACUGAGAGACUUUCUUGUAUGAUGAUUUGUUAUUAAUUAUGCUUUAAAAUCUUCACAUACAGCACUUUCGGGCCAGAAGACACAAAAAGUACCCACAAACACACACUCAAAGACACCCUUAUAUAUACAUGUUGUGUAUGUAUGUAUUUAUCUGUAUGUUUACAACAAAAAAAGCAAAUUAGGCGAAAUGAGUUAAUGUUGAGCGUAAAUGAAAAUGUGUGUAUGCAUUAAAAUUAUUUAAUUAUUACUUUACUUUUUAUGUAGACGUAAUUAUAUCAUUAAAGUGUAUAAUUAAAUAUAAUUAUAAACAAAAACAUAAAAUGAAUUAAAAUUUAAAUUUAAAGUAAAAUGAAUACCCAAAGACUGUUUUCGUUCCAUCAAAUAUGUGAAAGUGAACAACACGCAUACAUGCAUACUUAACUUUAAUUAAUUAUAAACACUGGGAUGAAAAGUUGUACUAUUUGAAUAAGUAAAUAUACAAAAAAUAAAAAUAAAUGAAAAAACUAUACAUUUGUGAAAUUAAAAAAAAAUUAAAAACUUCUUUUUUUACACAGCAAAAACAAAAUUCGUAGAAAAUGUAGAAACAAAGUUUGGAUAACUAAGCUUGUGCUCUGAGGGGGUAGCGACUUGGUAAUUGGUGGUAUUAACCGACCCAUAUGGGUAAAUUUAAAACAAGUAUUUUUUUUUUUUAAUUCAUCUUUAUCAUGGUUUUUGAACUUAUGCUGCCCUCUCAAUCACAACUUCACAAUCUAUCGAAAACAUGUUGAAUGAUAGUAGAAAUAUGAGCGGUGAAUUAUAAUAGCAAAACAAGAAAAAACUAAAAGUCUCCUUCAUACUAACAAAUAUCUAACACAAACUGAAUUAAACAAAUGCGCAUAGCAGAGAAACAUUUAAUUAGACAAACUUGUAUUACGAAAAUGAUUAAAAGCAAAAGUGAAAACCAACUAAUUAACGCAAAACAAUGAAAAUGUAAACGUAAAAAUUACCUUAAGGUGAACUUAGCGCAAUUGAAGUAAUGAAUAAUAAUGGAUAAAUAAUGAAUAUGAUGAAAACGUAAAUUAAAAUUUAUAUAUAAAGAAACGAAUGCUAUUAAUAAGGAAGUGCAUAUGAAUGUGUUGAAAUUGAUUUCACAAAACUGGCAGACACUGUAAAUAGUUUUAGCAUAUAAUAGACGGCAAAUCCGCAAGCAGCCACGACAGGGGCUGUUUGCUUGUGUUCGGCACUAGUGUAUUAUGACGUAAUUGACGCAAAUAGUAUUUGAAUAUAAUUACACACAAGUACAUAUAUAAGGGAGCAAAUAUGAAAAACUAAUGGUUUUAAAUAGGUCACACGUAAACCAAAAACAAAAACAAAGAAUAAAUAAAUAAAGUAAGCAAGGAAAAGUAAAUAUAAAACAGUAUUUAUAUGUUUAACAAUUAAAGUAAAUUAAAUAGAUUUUAGUAAAAAUGAGGAGACAAAAUUUAGAAAUUAAAGUACACUUAAUUAAAAAAUGCAUCACAAUAUCUUACUAAACGAUUUCAACUACAUGAGAAUGAUGCUGUUGAAACGGAAUACCAUGUAUGUAUUAAAGAAUCGUUUAUAUAAUGAGAUUAUUCGUGAAUUCAAAAAUAGCACGACAAACACAUUUAACAACAACACCAUGCUAACGAAGGUAAUAAUACAAAUAACAAUAGACAAGAAAAGAAACAAAAAAUAACAACAAAAAUAAAGUAGUAUAAAAAAUUUAUUAAAUUACAGUUAAAAUCGUGCGUAAAAGUAAAAGUAUUUUCAGUUGAAAUGCAAACACUCGGCGAAAGAAGAACAAAAGCCUGUAAAACUAAAUAAGUAACAAUUCAAUUUUAAAAACUAAUUAUUAAAAGGCUAUAAAUGCUGAGGAUUGAAACGAAUACCAAAAAACUGAGUUGAUAUGUUUCAACUGCAAGCAUACAUGAAUCCAGAUUACAUCAUAAUUUUUUCUAAUAUUUUAUAUUUUUUGUAACCAAAUAACUUUUUUUAACUGAAAAUUAUUAUUUUUUUAUUUUCAUGGUUUAGGGCAUCAAAGGAAAAGCAUCAAGUUUCACAUUUAUGUUUAAUAAAUAUAUUAGUUAUUUUUUAUGAACUUGUAUUUUAUAUAUCAUUAUUAUUAUUAAUUUUUAUUAUUAUUUUAAAUUGAUAGUUUUACUUGCUUUUCAGUUUAUACGUAACCGAAUAUAUAAUAUAUUCACUUUAUAAUUCAGGCUACAUCUUAUUUUUGCCAUUUAUUUUAGUGUAAAAAUAUAUGUUUCACUUAAAAUAAUUAGCAUACACAAUGUUUGUUUUUUACAAAUUUUGAAUUAGUUUUAAUGUUACUAAAUACGUUUUUUCUAACAAAAUUACAUGUAAUUUUUUUGAUAAUCACCAAAUCGUUUGUAAAUUACCAUUAAAACCAUUUCGUAUAGUGUCUAAUUUUCAUUAUUUAAAAAUAAGAUAUACAUAUAGAAAAUUAGCUUCAGCUAAACCACACCCAGUGCAAUUUACGAUUUAUAUACAUACAUACAUACAUAUAUUGAAUACAAAUAUUUAUACACAAAACAUUUUACAUAUACUUUAACGUAGAUAAGUUAUAGAACAUUCAUACAUACAAACAAACACAUACAUAUACUCCAUAUACCUACAUACUAUUAUAAAAUCAAAAAUCAAAAUAUUUAUAUAAAAAUCAGAACUUAAACCAAGAUAUUUUUAUUUAAUAAGCAAUUGUUUUUUUUUUGUUAUUUUAGCAUAACUGACAUAAUAUGUAAUAAAUCAUACAAAUAAUUUAAAAACCUUUUUUAUCAAGAACAUUCCCAGUCAUACAGACAUAUGCAUUAGAAUGUUUUUACUUAAAACGACACGUACAAUGUAUCGUGAAAAUAGCAAUAACCAAUGUAAUUAAGUCAGCCAAGUUGUUAAACAUGAGUCAACGUAGAGUUGUGGAAGCCGUAUUUGUUACCUACAAUCUAACACACUCACACAAGAGAUCUUAUUAUUAUGUUUGAACUCGAUUAUUCACACAAUUCAUGCUGUACGACUUUUGAAAAUAAAAUUGAAUAUUAUCGGAAAUCAUA